Messenger RNA from Lottia gigantea (owl limpet), 1770 nucleotides. RefSeq lists its product as hypothetical. Gene Ontology annotation, cellular component: centrosome; intraciliary transport particle B; cilium. The transcript has 4 exons. Lineage: Eukaryota; Metazoa; Mollusca; Gastropoda; Lottiidae. Gene Ontology annotation, biological process: intraciliary transport. The record is from RefSeq and is a predicted model, not a curated record. Bases 57 to 470 code for a protein of 137 amino acids.
UUUUUUAGCAGACACUUGACAACAAUUGAUAUUUUUGCUUUUCUAACAGUAUAAGGAUGUUUGACCUUGCACUUUCGGAAGCUGGUGCUCAGAUUAUUCUAGCUACAUCAAGUGAUGAUAAAUAUCCACCGGAACAUAUGAUUGAUGGGAAAGAUGAAACAUUCUGGGCAACCUGUGGUUUAUAUCCUCAAGAAUUUGUCAUACGAUUUACAUCUUUAGUUAAUAUCAACUCCGUUUCAAUAACAUGUUAUAAUAUUCGUGACAUAAAAUUAGAAGUAAAUUCAGAUGAUUCUCAGAAUUUUAAAACAAUUGAACAAAAAGAAUUCCAGUCAUCAGAUUCUGCUCCUCAAAUAGAAGAUUUUUCAUUUGGAAAUGUUAAAGCUCAGAACUUAAGAGUGGUGAUAGAAUCUGGUUAUGAUCAUUUCUGUGCUGUAUAUAAGAUCACAGUUAAUGGAACAGCUGUACAUUGACAACUUUAUUGUCAGUUUCUGUUCAUUUUUAUUUCCACCCAAUGUCAUCUUAAGAUACAUUAAAAAUGACUAACAUUAUCUAUGAUUUUUAUAUACAACACAUCAUAUUUCUAAAAAAAAAAAAUAAAUAACCCAGGAAUAUAAAUUGAUUCUAAAGAAGGUUCUCAAUGAUUGUUUUUUCAUAAGAAAUUUAACUUCAUAAUUUAAAAAUUUAUUUUAAAGGACUUUGUCUUAAGGCAAUAUCUGACUUGAUAUUAUUUGUGUCAUUUGGCCUCAGAUUAACUCAUAACUGUGGUUAUAAACUACAACUUUUAUCACUGUUCAGUAAACUCUUUAUGAUUCAUCUACAAUAAAUGAGUGAAUUUGAAUAUGUAUUUAUUAUCAGCUGUCAACCAAAACUUUAGAUUUGUGGUUUAUCUUCUCGUUUAGAUGUAGAGAUUAGUAGUUUAUUAUUAUAUAUCUCUUUAAUUUGUAUAAAUGCAGCUCAAUUAUUUGUAUGUAACAUACCUGAAGGUUGAAGCCACUAUUAUUGCUCAGCAAAAUAAUUGUGCAGAUCUGGUAAUAUUCACAAACAUAAUCAAGUUCAUUUUUAUUUUUUUCAAUAUAGAAAUAACAUGUGUUAAACUAUUUUAAUUUUCAUUGGCACCUAACUUAAUUUGUUAAAUCAGAUAUACACAUAUGUCUGCUGGACUGUAGCACUAAGCUUAAUUUGUUUGCAAAUAAUUUGCUUAAAGCUGGUUUACCAAAUAUGGAUAUAAAUUUACACAGUGUCUCCCACGUCUCUAAUUUCAGACAUUAUAAUUGUAGAAUAUAGAAUUUGUCAAUUCUCUCAAAAUAUUGGUAUUUGAAGAAUUAAUGUCCUCAAGCAUUACAAAUUCAAAACUUUAUUAGGUUUUCAUUCAUUGGAAAUGGCUUAUAUGGGAUAGGCUACUUCUUGAUGGUAGAGUGUAAUGCUAGUCUCGAACUCCAAUAUUUUAGGCAAAUUAAGUGAUGUGGCUAUAUUAGAAAUAAAAACUAAUAAAUAAGAUGGGAACGAAAGUUAGAUUUAAUUUUAAUUAAUAACUAAAUAAAUACAUAAAUAAAUAAAAAUAAUAUUAUUGUUUAUCCUUAUUUCCAAGACUGUCAUAAUAAUUAUUUUGUAUCCAUUACAUGUAUCAAGACCAUGGGUUUAGCCUGUAUCUGUUAUUGGAAGAUUAAUCAGAGAACCCAUCAUUAAUCUGUUAUUCCAUCCAUGUUAUAUUGUGAUAUUUUUUUAUUUAUUUGUAAAUAGCAUUGAGGAUGAAUUAAAAACUUAUAUCUG